Erpetoichthys calabaricus (reedfish) is the source of this 5702-nucleotide messenger RNA. It is a transcript of the gene stc1, whose product is annotated as stanniocalcin 1. Gene Ontology annotation, biological process: intracellular calcium ion homeostasis. The transcript has 4 exons. Gene Ontology annotation, molecular function: hormone activity. Gene Ontology annotation, cellular component: extracellular region. The record is from RefSeq and is a predicted model, not a curated record. Lineage: Eukaryota; Metazoa; Chordata; Cladistia; Polypteriformes; Polypteridae. Bases 184 to 927 code for a protein of 247 amino acids.
CUGUACGUGCGACGCUCGUAGCCAUGGAAGAGAAAAGAGGGGCUUCGUCGGUUACAUUGGUAGCAUCUGGAAAGCCGGCCUCACUCAUAUUAAAGGAGAGAACAGACUCCGUCCGAAAAAAAGACAGAGGACGCUCCACACUCCCCCCAAAAAACGCAAUAACUUCGUCAAGCUUUACAGACAAUGCUGCAGAAGACAGGAAUACUCAUCCUUUUCGCAUUGCUCGCGUCCGCCUAUGAGAUUGACCAAAACGAGUCGCUAGCACCUAGGAAAGCCCGAGUCGCUGUUCACAGCUCAGUUGAAGUUGUUCGAUGCUUGAACAAUGCACUUCAGGUUGGCUGCGGCGCUUUUGCAUGCCUGGAAAACUCCACUUGUGACACAGAUGGAAUGCAUGAUAUCUGCAAGUCCUUCCUCUUCAGUGCUGCUAAAUUUGACACUCAGGGCAAGGCUUUUGUUAAAGAAAGCCUGAAGUGCAUCGCCAAUGGCAUAACGUCUAAGUUGUUUCUCACCAUCCGGAGGUGUGCAACCUUCCAGAGGAUGAUUUCAGAAGUACAAGAAGAGUGUUACAACAAGCUAGACAUCUGUAGCAUUGCCAAAAGUAACCCAGAGGCCAUCACUGAAGUUAUACAGCUACCAAACCACUUCACCAACAGAUAUUACAGCAAACUUCUCCGAAGCCUUAUGGAGUGUGAUGAGGAAACAGUCACCGUCAUCCGGAACAGUCUAAUGUCCAAGCUUGGACCCGAUAUGGCCAAUCUUUUCCAACUGCUUCAGAGCGACCGUUGUUCUAAUUCAUUCCAAAUGAGAGAAGAAGGGAACAGACGACGGCCAUCCGAGCCACAGAAACUGAAACUCUACUUCAGGAAUCUCCGGGGUGAAGGGACUGCUCCAUUCUCCAUGAAGCGAACCUCUGGGGAAAGUUCAUAGUUUAAAAGCGAAAAGGCAGAUUAACAAAAAAAAAACAAGAAAAGAAAACAAAAUGAAAAACAAAAACCAGUGUUCAAUGGGGUAUAUAAGGAUUUAAACUUUUACCAAAGUUGGAAAUCUGAUAUAUUACAUUUAGCUAAGAAGUAUUUGGUUAGCAAAAAGAACACACAUUGUUAUGAAGCACUAUUUAUAACAGAAAACAUCUAAAAAAUAUCAGCUUGUGUUAACACCAUUCAGGUAACUCUUGAUAUUAUUGAUUUGAUAGAUGAUCAGAAUGAUAUAAGAGCCACCUUUUUGUUCACUUUGGGCAAACUGUGUUAGUUAAAGUGGAAAACAGACUUCUUUCAAAGAUAUUAUGCUUUUGCAUUCAAGAGAUAUGAAUUACUUAUUAAUAACAAUAAGUAACAUCAGACCAUAAAUGUUCACAUGCAAUGUAUGUAACCACUAGAGUGAAACUUGAGUAAUCAUAAAUCUCUGGGAUAUAGAACUGAAAAGGAAAAAGAACUGGUGUUAAAAUUAUAUUUUUCCUUUGCGCUAGUGAAUGCAAUACAAAUCAGAGAGACAUAGCCAAACCCGAAGUCCUUACAUUUUGUUUUAUUUUUGUUUUUUUUGUUUUUUUUAACUGAUCACAGCUGCCUAACAUUCCUCUUACUAUGAAACCCCUCUGCAGGAGUUACGAUGAAAAUCAAUGUAAUGGACCAACAGAAUUUUUAAUGUGUAUUUAAAUUUAAAAAUUGCACUCCAUGCCAUGUCUGACUUUAAUACAGAUUGAUCGUUACUGCCAUUUUUAAGUAUAGGGCUGCAUGAUGACGAGUAUUCAGUUUAGCAUGUUAUACUACGGUUGAUAAAUCCUAACUCACAAUUCUGAUCUCAAGCUUUUCGUCUCCUUUUUUUUUUUUUCCCGAGCUUAACAGUUUUCACAGACACUAACCAUAUACCAUGUAACACAGUAAUUACACUGAGACAGAGAAAGUUGUGAAAUCAUAGCUGAGGAUUUGCUUAGAUGCAAAGACAUUCAUUUUCUAAUUGUAGGUGUACAAGUGCAACAUUGUUUUUUUGUUUGUUGUUGUUGUUUAAAAAUAGUUCUUAAAAAGCAUUUACAGCUGUCCCACAUGCAGAUAUCUACUGCUUUGUGUCUCUGUUCUCAGAACUGGAGGUUUGACACCAAACAUCUCUCAUUCUUUCCUUUUCUCUCUUUUUAUUUCAAUGUAUGUUCUGAGACAUGAGCUGUAGCUAUUUAUAACUCUUUAUUUGUUAUAUUAUUUUAUUUAUUUGCCUAUCCAUUGAUUCUAUUUUAUUUAAUAUAUUCUUAAGUAAUUUUAUAACAUAUUAAGGAUAGAAUUGUCACAAUUGCUCUUGUUUCCAGUGUAUUGCACUGGAAAAUAUAAUAAUUGUAAUAGCUGGUGUCCCGGCUUCCAUAGGGCUUUCUGUUUUAGUAACUUGUAAUUAUGACAUAUAAAAAGCAUCAUUAUAUAGCAGCUCUAAGUCAAAUCCUGGAAGAUAGUAACUCUUUAUAGAAUAUAUUGCUGUCAUUUAUUAGAUACAGAUGUGAAGAUUUCAAAGAUUCAUAGCCCGGUGAUAUUAUAGCUAAUGACAAAACACACAUAAUGAAGUUCUCCAUUCCAUUUUACCCAGUGACUAGGUAUAAUCCUUGUAAUGACUCUGUGCUGGCCAUAGAAGAACAAGUGCAUUGUUAUAGCUCUGGGACAUACAUAUUUAGCUAAAUAUAGGAGCCUUCUAUGUAAAGAAAAUAAUAAAAUCAGAAUAAAUUAGAACAGAAGCUUUAAAUUAAUAAAACAUUAUCUGAAAGCUAUGCUUUAAUGGCUUGUAAAUAUGAAAUGGCACAGCCAGUUCAGUAGUGAUGUAGCUUUUGUUGUCAGGAAUGAGAGUGAAAAAUUACGCGCUGAUGUUGGUGAUGAGGAGCAGUAUUCAGAUUUAAUUUUUUUACUUCUGAAUUCACAGAUGACUUUUGCAGAAUGUUUUACUACUUUCAUCCACCAGAAUUCUCAUACAUGUUUCCCGAACAAUUGCAGAUAUUUUAUUACAGAGUUAAAUUACAAAAAAUGAUGUAAAAAAGAUACUAUGAGUUUAAUAUUCCAUGUUAUUUUCUUCAGAUUAUCGUAACCAUGUAUUUUUUAUAUAACAUUUGCAUGACAACAAUUAUUUGUGAAAAUGUUGGUUAAUGAAUAGCUAUUAUUUAAAUGUUUGUUUUCUAACGUAAGCAAAGCAAACAUGUCUAUUCACCCAUUUUCUGAACUUGCUUACUUCAGGUCAGACUGAUAAAGGCAGCAUUAGGGCACCAGUCAGGAAUAAACCGUGAACCUGACACCAGUCCAUCGAAGGGCAUAUUUACUCAUUGUUGGGUCAACUGUUGUCUUUUAGUCUAACCCACACAUUUUUGGGAUGUGAGAAACAAAUGAAUAUCUUGGGAAAAAAAUCCAUACAAAUAUGGGAACAACAUGCAAACUUCACACAGAUGGUGGCACCACUAACCACUGCACCACCCAAUGAAAAAUGUGAUUUAAGAUUUUUUAAACUACAACAGCACAGGAUCUGUAAAAAAUGCACUUACUUGAUAAGAAAUUUCAGUUUUACAUUUUGUCUUUAAAUGGUUGGCUUCUAAGAACAUAUUUCAUUGCAUAACAAUGCCAUUUUAAGCUUGCAUGUUCUUUUUAUAUGUGCAUGUAUUCUCCAAAAACAUGCCAAUUUGCAUCUAGGAAACAUGAAGUGAAAAGAAUUUGCAGCUAUACCUCAGUCACUUUCAUGUGAGUUGGAAGGUAGAAGUUAAUUUGGAAAGAAAAUUUCAUACCUUCUAGUCACACUUUUACUAGGCUGUCUAGCUUUUUUGUAAUAGACGAAAAGCAAUAUAAAUUUCCCAUCUGCAUCCAUCAGUUUGGAUGAAAAUUCUAAAAUCUUGCGUAAAAGCCAUUCUUUUAGUCAGCAUUCAUUGAAGAAAUAGUCCUUUCAUGUGCAAUGCUUCAUUUAAUUUACCUGCUUAUUUUGGUCAGGGUCAAUGAACAAGUUGUAUGUGUGGCAGAAACCAUCCAUCAAUAUAAUAUUAGUCCUUUCAUACACAAUAAGCAUACACAGGAAACACUCAUGUGGAUUGAGGUAAAUUUCAGUUACCAACCACCCUGAUAUUAUGUCAUUAAACUGAGAAACCAAGUCACUGGGGAAAAACUUUCACAAAUCCUCAGAGAACAUGUAAACUCCUCAAAAAUGCUAACACGGCACAAAAUCUAAGUAGGGUCUUAGUGGUGGUGUAGUAAAGAUUAUCAUUUUACAGGCUGAGUUCACUCUUGAUUUUAAGAUGGCACAAAUGCGUGUGAGUUUUUAUCUGAAACACACACACACAUGCCCACCAUUUCUAUCCAAAGCUGCCACGACUUGGAUAAGGCCUGUCUAUUGAAUGUUUAAUGUGUUCAUGUACUAUGGGAUUUAUAAGCGUCCCAGUGGGAAGUUUCUUGAUAAUAGCUCUCUCUAGGGAAAAUAUGAAAAUAAUUUUCAUUACCCUGAAUUCUGAAUAGUGCGAACAUCUCACUCCAUUUCAUUAUAUGAAGUAAAUUGAAUAAAAUAAUAAUCAGCUCAGUCUGAAAUGGGAGAUAGUGGUUUAGUCUUUAACUGGUUUUGUAUAAAUUGAUUCACAAAUCAACUGUGAACUCAUUAAGGUGUGAUAUCACUAGUGACAACUCCGACAAUUCCCAUAGUACAUGAACAUCGCAAGCAUGGCUUUUCCACUGCACAUAAGUAAUGCACUGCACUCUAGCUGAAAUUAAAGUCUGGCUACAUGUAACAAUAAGAUGGCAGCACAACCAGUCAAGCAGGUGUCCCUCUACUUCACAAAUAGAAGUUUUAUGUUUCAUGUUUGUCAAGCAGAUUUGUUCUGUAAACCCAUUUGUGGCACAAGGUAUAUGGAACACAAAAGGUAUUUCUUGCAAAAUAUCAAGCUGAUCCGCUGAAACUCACUACAAGAGCAAGGAUCUGUCAGUAUAUUUUAAAGACAGGAAAGGCCACCAGCAUGAUGAAGUCAAACCUUGUGAGGUGUGAAAAGGGAUUUUUGUAUUCUGCAGUCCAUCCAGUGUCACCUGCACUAAAUAAUAAAAAAGAAACAUCCAUCUAAUGUUAGGCUGCCCUCUCGCCACCAUAUCAAGAAUUCUGUCUGUAAUCUGAUGUUCUCCGGUUAAUAUCGGUAUGCAUCAUGAUAACAACAACAUUAAUACAAAGAGGUCUAACAUGCAAAAACAAUGGACAUAAAGUAUGAUGUUGGGUAAAAGUGGGUCUGCUUUAUGGGGAAUAGGGAUUAAAAUGUCUUCUAUGUCUAUGAACUACAUGAACUACAAUGAUAUGUCAUGAGACUGCACUGUUGCUGCUAUCCCAACAAGUAAGACGGCUGUCUUGAAUGUAGCAAAUCUCCAAAUGUUGUACUUUAUAACUUACAAAAAAUUCUAAUCACAUUUAAAUGUAUAUUAUUUUCUAAUCAAGUAUCGAGAUUGUAAUCUUUGUCAUUUUAACCCUUUAAAAAGCACAAAUCAAUCAAUCCCAAUGCCAUCCCUGUUUGUCAAUAUUUUGUGAACAGGUAAAUGGAAAGCAUCAUAAUAACUGUAGUUUCGACUUUCAUAUUCUGUUUUUAAGUAGAAUCCAGAGUCUAUGUGAUUUUCUGUGAGCAGCACACAUGUACAUCUUUGAACAAGUUUGUUUGUAUGUAAAGGGAUAGAGGCAAUAAGAGUUGUACAUUUUGAAACACUAUGUGCCAACAAACCUAAAAUUAAUUUUUU